Messenger RNA from Marmota flaviventris (yellow-bellied marmot), 6284 nucleotides. NCBI's taxonomy places the organism in Eukaryota, Metazoa, Chordata, Mammalia, Rodentia, Sciuridae. The record is from RefSeq and is a predicted model, not a curated record.
AUCUUGGAUUUUACUCUCCAUUUUUCUCUGGAAUUAUUUUUUGGUGAUUAAUUUUUUGAGGGGACGGGCGAGGGCGACCGGGCAGCGCGAGCCCGCGUCGCGGCGGCCGGCAGAGGGGCCUCGACGCGCCCGAGCAGGAGGCGGGCCGGCCGGCGGAGAGAACACUGAAAUUAUUCUCUAAGCUAUUUGAAGAGAGUGACUAAAUGCACCUGGGCCAGGCUGUCUGUGGGUAUGAAGUGGUUGGGAGAAUCCAAGAACAUGGUGAUGAAUGGCAGGAGAAAUGGAGGCAAGUUGUCUAAUGACCAUCAGCAGCAUCAGUCAAAAUUACAGCACACGGGCAAGGACACCUUGAAGACUGGCAAAAACGCAGUUGAGCGGAGAUCAAGCAGAUGUAAUGGUAAUUCUGGAUUUGAAGGACAGAGUCGUUAUGUACCAUCUUCUGGAAUGUCCGCCAAGGAACUCUGUGAAAAUGAUGACCUAGCAACCAGUUUGGUUCUUGAUCCCUAUUUAGGUUUUCAAACACACAAAAUGAAUACUAGCGCCUUUCCUUCGAGGAGCUCAAGGCAUUUUUCAAAAUCUGACAGUUUUCCUCACAACAACCCUGUGAGGUAGGUAGAGUGCACUACAAACAAUAAUAAGAUACCAACUAACACAUUCCAGCCUGUGUUUGCUGUUUAAUGCUAAGUAUUUUCAGAUGUUCUAGAACAUUUAGCAAACCUUUUUAAAUAGUUUGGCCUUAGUUAUAUAUUGUUUUAAAAACCACUUAUACUUCAUGACAGGGUAAUUUUAGGAGAAACAAAUCAUUCAUCAAAAGAUCAGGAGUCACUGCAUGGGAUUAGCUGAGUUCUGAUUGCAGGACUCUGCCAGGUAUGUUUUUGGUUCCUGUUUAUUUUUUAGGUCAAGAAGAAAUGGAGCUGUGGUCCUGUGACUCUUCCUGUUCGUGUCUGCAGACUGGCAAUUUGCAGUGAAUCUUUCUUCAGAGGGGGAAAUGUGUUCACUUUGUUGCCGCAUGGUUUUCUUAUUUUAUAUCUUAAAUAUUUGAGCAUUUUUUUUCUCUCUCCUCCUCUCUCCUGCCCUUUCUCCUUCUUUCUGUCCCCCUUUCUUCCCCUGUCCCCUCCAGUCAACUCUUGAUUGUACAUAAUAAUGGAAGGGCACAGUAGUACAGCUAAUACAAAUCUACAACUUUUCUUCAUUGCCACAGUGGUCUCUUGGGUUUGGAGACAGAAAAACCAAAUAGCAAGAAAGCCUGGAAAGUCAGUCUCUGGAGAGAGUGGGGAACAGAUUUCGGCCAAUUAAAGGAAGGCAAGAAGAACUAAAGGAAGUAAUUGAACGUUUUAAGAAAGAUGAGCACUUGGAGAAAGCCUUUAAAUGUUUGACUUCAGGUGAAUGGGCACGGCAUUAUUUUCUCAACAAGAAUAAAAUGCAGGAGAAAUUAUUCAAGGAACAUGUAUUUAUUUACUUGCGAAUGUUUGCGACUGACAGUGGAUUUGAAAUACUGCCUUGUAAUAGAUACUCAUCAGAACAGAAUGGAGCCAAGAUAGUUGCAACAAAAGAGUGGAAACGAAAUGACAAAAUAGAAUUACUGGUGGGUUGUAUUGCCGAACUUUCAGAAAUUGAGGAGAACAUGCUACUUAGACAUGGAGAAAACGACUUCAGUGUCAUGUAUUCCACGAGGAAAAACUGUGCUCAGCUCUGGCUCGGUCCCGCUGCGUUCAUAAACCAUGAUUGCAGACCUAACUGUAAGUUUGUGUCAACUGGUCGAGAUACAGCAUGUGUGAAGGCUCUAAGAGAUAUUGAACCUGGGGAAGAAAUUUCUUGUUAUUAUGGAGAUGGGUUUUUUGGAGAAAACAAUGAGUUCUGCGAGUGUUACACUUGUGAAAGACGAGGAACUGGUGCUUUCAAAUCCAGAGUGGGACUGCCUGCGCCUGCUCCUGUUAUCAAUAGCAAAUAUGGACUCAGAGAAACAGAUAAACGCUUAAAUAGGCUUAAAAAGUUAGGUGACAGCAGCAAAAACUCAGACAGUCAGUCUGUCAGCUCUAACACUGAUGCAGAUACCACUCAGGAAAAAAACAAUGCAACUUCUAACCGAAAAUCUUCAGUUGGUGUAAAAAAGAACAGCAAGAGCAGAACGUUAACCAGGCAGUCCAUGUCCAGAAUUCCCGCUUCCUCCAACUCUACCUCAUCUAAGCUAACUCACACGAACAAUUCCAGGGUACCAAAGAAACUGAAAAAGCCUGCAAAGCCUUUACUCUCAAAGAUAAAGCUAAGGAAUCACUGCAAGCGACUAGAGCAGAAGAAUAGUUCAAGAAAGCUCGAGAUGGGAAACUUAGUACUUAAAGAGCCUAAAGUGGUCCUAUAUAAGAAUUUGCCCAUUAGAAAAGACCAGGAGUCAGAGGGAUCAGUCCAAGCUGCAGUUGCCAGUGGGUGCUUGACUAGACAUGCGGCCAGAGAACACAGGCGGAAUCCUGGGAGAGGUGCUCACUCGCAGGGGGACAGCUCGCCCUGCACCUACACAACCAGGCGCUCGGCGAGGACCAGGGCAAACCCGCCGGAAGCCUCGGACAUCAAGCUAGAACCAAAUACGCUGGAUGGCUGUAAUGGCACGGCAGAACCUUGCCCAGACAGUGAUGAGCAGCCAGCCCCCGAUGUGCAGGAAGAACUGGCUAGCGAGACUGCACAGAAGGGGGAAGCACUGGGUCACAAGAGUGACCCGACCAUGUCUAGAAAGAAAUCGCGACAAGGAAAACUUGUAAAGCAGUUGACAAACAUAGCAGAGUCCACCCCGGUGCAUGACUGCCCUGGACAGGAGAGCAACGUGCCAGAUUUGAUGGCACCCCACUCUGACCAGGGUGAGCCCAGCGGUGUGGCAGGGGUGCCCAUGAGCUACACAGACUGCACUCCCUCGCCUGUCGGGUGCUCAAUCGUCACGUCAGACAGCUUCAGGGCGAAGGAUGGCUUUAGAACUGCUAAAAGCAAAAAGAAGCGGCGAAUUACAAGGUAUGACGCCCAGCUAAUCCUGGAAAAUAACUCUGGGAUUCCCAAAUUGACUCUCCGUAGGCGCCAUGAUAGCAGCAGCAAGACAAACGACCAAGAGAAUGACGGGAUGAAUUCUUCCAAAAUAAGCAUCAAGUUAAGUAAAGACCAUGAAAAUGAUAAUAAUCUCUAUGUAGCAAAGCUUAAUAAUGGAUUUAACUCAGGAUCAGGCAGUAGUUCUACAAAAUUAAAAAUCCAGCUAAAACGGGAUGAGGAAAGUAGAGGGCCCUAUGCAGAGGGGCUUCAUGAAAAUGGGGUGUGCUGUAGUGAUCCUCUCUCUCUCCUGGAGUCCCAGAUGGAGGUGGAUGACUACAGUCAGUAUGAGGAGGAAAGUACAGAUGACUCCUCCUCUUCAGAGGGAGACGAAGAGGAGGAUGACUAUGACGAUGACUUUGAAGAUGAUUUUAUUCCUCUUCCUCCGGCUAAGCGACUGAGGCUAAUAGUCGGGAAAGACUCUAUAGAUAUUGACAUUUCUUCAAGGAGAAGAGAAGAUCAGUCUUUAAGGCUUAACGCAUAAGCUCUUGGUCUUAAUUUGACCUGGGAUAACUACUUUAAAGAAAUAAAAAUUCCAGUCAAUUAUUCCUCAACUGAACCAUUUGAGUGGCAGCACUUCUAUCGUCUCUUCACGUAUCAGCAUAAUAUUGUAGAAAGUGUACAGCGUACUGACUCUUCCUAAGUCUGAUUUGUGCAGAUUUUUAUCGUACUUUUUAAAUAGCCUUCUUAUGUGCAAUUCUCAGUUAGAGGUGAAGCCCUAUUGUAAAAUAAAGGCUCCAGCAAAAUUGUACAGUGAUAGCAACUUUCCACACAGGACGUUGAGACAAUAAUGUGGCUACACAACUUCUUUUUUUUUUUUUUUUUAACUUUUAAGAGCAUCAGCUGGCUCUUUAAUAUAUGACUAAACAAUAAUUUAAAACAAAUCAUAGUAGCAGCAUAUUAAGGUUUUCAAGUAUAUGCUAAUAUCACCAGCAAUGAUCUUUGGCUUUUUGAUUUAUAUUUGCUAGAUGUUUCCCCCUUGGAGUUUGUCAGUUUCACACUGUUUGCUGACCCAGGUGUACUGUGUGUGGCCUCUGUUAACAUAGCCAACCAUCAGUCGGGAGUCAAAUUGGUUUCUUUACAAAACAAAAAAAUACCAUCACACGCGAGACAGCUCACUGUUCAGUACACUGUAUGUACCAGGUUAGCAGCGUGCAGGAUGCGUUUCAAAACAGCGUAUUUAUUGCUUGUCAUGUAAAUUAAAGACCUUGUAUUUAACACUUUUCAAUCCUUUUAGAUAAAAUUGUUCUUUGCAAGAAUGAUUGGUGCUUAUUUUUUCAAAACUCUGCUGUGAACAUGCGAUGGCAACAAGCAACGUUAUCUAAUGAACUACAGCUAUCUUAAUUUGGUUCUUCAAGUUUUCUGUUGCACUUGUAAAAUGCUACAAGGAAUAUUAAAAAAAUCUAUUCACUUUAACUUAUAAUAGUUUAUGAAAUAAAAACAUGAGUCACAGCUUUUGUUCUGUGGUAACCUAUAAAAAUGUUUGUCUUUGGAAUUCAAUGUAAAGAGCUGAAAACAAUGUAUAUGUUGUAAAUAUUUGUGUGUUGUGAGAAAUUUUUGUCAUAAGAAAUUAAAAGAACUUACCAGGAAGGUUUUUAAGUUUAGAAAUAUUCAUGCCAAUAAAAUAGGAAAUUAUAAAUAUAUAGUUUUAAGCACUGCCUCAGUGGGAGUUCUCAGCUUAUAUUAGUUUAUUAUUAAAAUAUCAAAGUUUUUUGAUUAUAUUAUCAGUUAAUCAAAAAGGAGUCAGAUUUGUUUUUUCAAGCACUUUGAGAAGAGAAAUUAAUUUUAAGUAACUUAAUGAGCAAAUUUUUGAUUAUUUUAUGUUCAAUACCAGGCUCUUUCAUUUUUCUGGAUUAUUUUAGAAAUCAAAGAAUUCGGGAAUAUAAGUCUAUAGCCGGUGUUUAACACCAGCAAAUCUCUGUUUCCUGGGAAAUGUGUACAUGUGCUUUCAGAUGAGUCAGGUCAACUUAGGGGGUUCUUGUAGUGUCUAGAAAAGUAGCCCAUGUCUUAAACUACUCAGAGGGAUCUGCAGGUAACAAGAAAGUCCAGUGAAGGAAACCUCAAUGCUUCACUGUUAUUUCUACUUGAUACCCACCACUUUUCACGUUUGGGGGACAUUGUUUAAAUUAAGCUCCUCAAAACUAGUGCCAGUAGGUUGCAGAUAGAAAGUGGGGGAGCCUGAGAGGCCUUUGCUCCUGGAGCCCUGGGUCGUCCUGUGCAGUCCCAACGUGGCUUCUCACGGUCAGGCUGAUCCUCAGGGAUUGAUUUGGAAGCAGGCGUGGACCUCCCCCCAACACAUGCCCCUUCUCGCUGCAGCUCUUGAGGCAGGGCAACCCUACCUGGCCUCGGGCUCCUGUCCCCAGACACUGUCCAGUCCUCAUGGGGUCCUGCACAGAAGCAUGAGGCCUGGACCACGCACGGGAGGAUGAAGAGGGGCCCUCUGGAGCAGGCGGGCAGUGGGUCACCUCUCAUUCCCACCUUUGCUUGGGGUAUUUUGAAGAGGUUCAGAGACUAAACCUCAAAGGUUUUUUUUGAAUACCAACAAUAGCCAUUUCAGGAAUUUCAGUCUUAAGGAAAAAGUAACAAAACACAUUUCCCAUUUUUCUCCACGUUGAAGCUUAAUUUUAGUAACUUAUUUAUGAUGUUUUAAUUUUAUUAUGGCCUCAUCUUUUGAGGCUGACCUCCCCGUGGGUCUCAGAGCAGUGACAUUUGGUGACAGUCGCUGCUUCUCAGGAGUCGGUAUGCACAAGCACUCAGCGGCCGCUGGGAUGCCUUCUAGGGCGCCCUAAUUUCCGUUUUUAAAGGUAGGGGCCUCGGGACUGUUCUCAGCCUGCUGUAGAACGUCACUGUGUGGGAGACAAAAGCCACACACUCUUGACCAGUUUGGAAGAGGUUACAUUCAAUAAAACUUUUAGCUUGAGCUUAUGCAAUGAUUGGUAAAGUUUUUGGCAUUGUAAGAAUUAGGAAAUGAUCAUAGAAAUAUAUGUAAAGUAUUCAAUUUUCAAUCAUUUUUCAAAUUACUGUUUUAAAUUGUUUUGCUGAGUUGUAAUACUUUUGAGAUACAAUGUAUUCCUUGUACUGAAAGAAUGAAAAAGGACUUUUUCAGCAUUUGAGGUAAGUUCUUUAACGUUUCAUUAAAAACAUUUUUUACAAAUAUUUUGUACAUGCACUUGCAGUAUUGAGGUUAAUCAUUUUAAUAAAUUCGGAAAUUAAAACAA